GCUUUAUAAUAUCACACUUUUUAUUGGUGAUAUGAUAAAUAAAGAAUCAACAUGUAACGUUGUGAAUUGUGAUACUAUACAAUGGGACUAAAGCUAAAGUUUUUUCUAAAAUCAGUGACCAAAAUCACAAUAAACAAAUAUCAGGGACCAAAACAAAUUAUUAUAAGCCUUAACAUUUAACAAAAUCUUCCUAAUCCCUCUUUUCUUCAUUCCUUUCACUCUCACUCUCACAAUCCUGGUGAUGCCGUCUCACACUUCAAUCGCUUACUCCGAAUGUGUCCUACUACCCCUUCCAUCGUUGAAUUUAACAAGAUUUUAACUUCCCUUGUUAAGACCAAGAAGCAUUACUCCACCGCUAUCUCGCUUUCUCACCAGAUGGAGUUCACUGGAAUCAAGCCAAGCCUUGUUACUAUGAACAUCUUGAUCAAUUGCUACUACCACCUAGGUCAAAUCAAUUCCGCUUUUUCUGUACUCGCCAGAAUUCUCAAGAGUGGUUAUCAGCCUGAUACCAUCACCUUCAAUACUCUCAUCAAAGGUCUCUGUCUUCACGGCAAGGUCCCCAAAGCACUGCAAUUUCAUGAUGACGUGCUGGCAAAGGGAUUUCUGUUGAAUCAAGUCAGUUACGCGACCUUGAUCAAUGGGCUAUGUAAAAUUGGGGAAACAAGAGCUGCUUUGGAGUUGCUUAGGCGGAUUCAAGGGCGAGGGAUUAAACCUAAUGUGGUAAUGUACAACACCAUCAUUGAUAGCCUGUGUAAAGAUAAACUUGUAAGUCAUGCUUGCAAUUUAUAUUCUGAAAUGCUUGCAAAGAGAAUUCCUCCUGAUAUUUUCACUUACAAUGCUUUAAUAUAUGGCUUUUGCAUUGUUGGUCAAUUGAAACAAGCAAUUGGGUUGCUAGAUGAAAUGGGAUUGAAAAACAUAGACCCAGAUGUGUAUACUUAUAAUAUAUUGGUCGAUGCUUUAGGUAAGGAAGGGAAGGUGAGAGAAGCUAAGAACAUGUUAGCUGUGAUGAUGAAACAGGGUGUGAAACCUAAUGUUGUUACUUAUAAUUCUUUGAUGGAUGGGUAUUGCCACUACUAG
Messenger RNA from Lotus japonicus, 1077 nucleotides. Its product is annotated as putative pentatricopeptide repeat-containing protein At1g12700, mitochondrial. The coding region runs from base 274 to 1077 and encodes 267 amino acids. The transcript has a single exon. NCBI's taxonomy places the organism in Eukaryota, Viridiplantae, Streptophyta, Magnoliopsida, Fabales, Fabaceae. Gene Ontology annotation, molecular function: protein binding. The record is from RefSeq and is a predicted model, not a curated record.